GUAUUGGUUAAUUUAUUUUCUGUAGGGGUAACAAUCCUUCCGAGCAAAAGUCAACCUUUUAUAUUUCAUGAAACGAAGAUGCAGGAAGUGAAAAGCAAUAUCAAGGUAGCCUGCUUGAAAACGUUGAAAUUGAAUUAGAACAUAUUUAUGCUACAAUACAACAACUCAAAAAUAAGCCUCCAGACGUGAUCGAGCAUCAACUGCAUAUAUUGAUGACUGACACAGAAAAGAAGUUAAGUCUUGUCAACAAGAAAACGAAAUGGCAUAUAAGAAAUCCAUUUAAAAGUAAGGAUGUUGUUUCUUCUGGAAACGAUUGGCAACUAAAGCAAGAAAAUGAUCAACUAAAGCAGGAAAUAGAGGACCUCAGGAAGCUACGCGUUGACGAUAUUUAUCAACUUGAAAGGGAAGAAAUAAAAAACAUGGAGCUUCUUCUACGGCUUAGUAAGUUAGAAGGCGAGAAAUUAACAAAAGACGACCCAGCAAUAACAGAUCUAUCUGACACGAAUCAUCCAACUAAAGUUGGUGAAGUGUACAGAGAACUCCACGACAACGAAUGGACAGAUGCACUUCAAGGUCUUACAGGGGCAGGACAUGAUGAUGAGGAGGCAACAGCAACACUUUACCUGACGCUACUUAACAUAUAUGACUUUUGCAAGAAAAAGGCUGGAACUCUACUAGAUAAAAUUGAUGACACCGUCAACUAUCUGUUUGAAGAGUAUAAACGUUUACAAGAACAUCCAGAUGCAAACGAGACGAGCGUGACAACAAUGCCAAUGAAGCGGGUUUCUAACAUUCGAAAUUCAGAAAUUAGUGAAGACAGCAUUAACGAAAACUUCGAACUAAAUGAAAGGUGGAGAUAUAAAACUGGUCAUGAAUCUUAUACAAAAAGCUUUAGAGCAUCAUUAGCGUUCCAAGGCUCCGAGACCAUACUGGAUAAAUUAAAAGUUUUUCAGAAGGAAGUUGCCGAAACCAUGGUUCCCGUAGUUCAAAAGGCCUACAUAAAAGCAAGCUGGACGGAAGAUGACUUUGUACCUGCUUUGAAGCCAUUUAUUAGAAAAUGUAUAUAUGUUUGUUGGAUGAUGUUGGUCCAGUCACUACCUAUGUGUAUACAUGUUAUUGACGUAAACGAACAGGACACAUUUGACAAGAAUCUAUACAAGGAGUAUACAAACAGUGGACCAUAUAUUAAAUAUAUUGUUUGGCCAGCAAUGCUGUUACACGAAAACGGUCCUGUUGUCUGCAAAGGUAUUGCGCAAGGUUGCGAUUCAGAUUCCAAGCCAAAUAAUGAAAAUGUAUCGACAUGUUGAAUGCUGCAAGAUCUUGCAUGGAAAAGAAAUGACUUUAAAGUUUGAAAUUGUUUUAUGUUUUAAAGGAAUGACAAUUGUGGUAAAACCUUAGAAUAAGUGAUUGUAUAGAGGAAAAAAAAAACAAUACAUAAAAAAUAGAAAAUACAAGAACGAUAAUAGAAAAUACAAGAAGGGUAUGAAACCAUAUCCUAUGUCAAAUAGGAAAUACGAUAAUAGAAUGUUCAUGUAAAAAAAGAUAAUUUUCCAAAGAAUAAUGCUUUAUAAUAUUGUGUCGUAUUGUUUAUUUUUAGCAUAUAAUAGCAACUUAAGUAUCCAUAUGGCAAUAAGUUUACACAAUAUUGUAUUAUUGUGUUGUUGUUUUUUCCUACUGAAUACUUCAGUACUUUUCCCUUUGAGCUCAAAUGAUAUAUUGAAUAAAAUUUUAAAAUCAAAUUCAUCAUUGAAAUAUAUCAUAUUAUAUGUGCCGUAGAACAUAA
This is a messenger RNA of Ruditapes philippinarum (Manila clam), 1783 nucleotides long. RefSeq lists its product as uncharacterized. The transcript has 8 exons. The record is from RefSeq and is a predicted model, not a curated record. Lineage: Eukaryota; Metazoa; Mollusca; Bivalvia; Venerida; Veneridae. Bases 213 to 1307 code for a protein of 364 amino acids.